This is a messenger RNA of Drosophila biarmipes, 2316 nucleotides long. RefSeq names its product ATP-dependent RNA helicase vasa. NCBI's taxonomy places the organism in Eukaryota, Metazoa, Arthropoda, Insecta, Diptera, Drosophilidae. The transcript is spliced from 10 exons. Gene Ontology annotation, cellular component: P granule; nucleus. Gene Ontology annotation, biological process: cell differentiation; gamete generation. Bases 282 to 2078 code for a protein of 598 amino acids. Gene Ontology annotation, molecular function: ATP binding; RNA binding; RNA helicase activity. The record is from RefSeq and is a predicted model, not a curated record.
UUUGCGCCCUGCUCCUCGUUUUCCUUCCUUCUUUUCUUCUUCUUUUCGUUUUGCGUUUGCGCGGAGUGCUUUCUUGCCGUUUAAUUUGUGAAAUAACUUAAAAUAACUUCAAAGUGGUUCUAAAAUAAAGGGAUCUCGCAGGAAUCUCGCGGAAGUACAAGCGAAGCCAGAAGUAAGGAAAAGCUGAGCUAUCUCGAAAGUAACCAAAGCGGUCAAGCUAUAAGGAGCUCAAGGAGAUUGUUUUAUUUCUUGACUAAAUCGCCUAUUUAAAAUCCAACAAUAUGUCAGACUGGGGAGAUGAGUCCUCUGAGCCAAUCACCACCACUACCAAGGAAGUGUCCGGUUGGAGCGAUGAUGAGGACACUGGCAAGAACUCCAGUGGAGGUGUUGGCGGCAGGGGAGGCGGCUAUAACAAGGGAGGAGAUCGGGAUGGAGACGGCGAUGGAGGUGGUUACCGCGGAGGUCGCCGUGAAGGAGGUGGCGGCGGGGGAUUCCGAGGUCGUCGCGACGACAACGAGGACGGCGGGGAACAUCGUGGAGGUCGCUUCAAUCGGGAGCGUGGCGAAAGAGGAGAGCGUGGAGAACGCGGCGAGAAAGGCGAAGGCGGUUUUGAGAGGCGCCGUCGCAACGAUGAUGAUGUGAACAACAACAAUGAAGUCGGCGAAAAUGGCGACAAGCCGCGUGAAUUUUAUAUUCCGCCGGAGCCGACUAACGACGAAGCGGAGAUCUUCAGCAGUGGCAUCACUUCGGGCAUUAACUUCUCCAAGUAUGACAACAUUCCCGUGAAGGUGAGCGGCGAAAAUGUGCCCAGGGCCAUUAAGAACUUUGAGCACGCCGAAUUGCGCGGCAUUGUCGGAGAGAACGUGACCAAAUCGGGUUACAAGGUUCCGACGCCAAUCCAGAAGGUAUCUAUACCGGUGAUAGCUGCCGGUCGUGAUUUGAUGGCUUGUGCCCAGACUGGCUCGGGAAAAACGGCUGCUUUCCUGUUGCCGAUCCUCAGCAAAUUGUUGGAUGAUCCCCAGGACUUGGAGAUUGGAAAGCCGCAGGCCGUGAUCGUAUCCCCGACUCGGGAGCUGGCCAUUCAGAUCUUCAGCGAGGCGAGGAAGUUUGCCUACGGUUCUUAUCUGAAGAUCAGCAUUGUUUACGGUGGCACCUCGUUCAAGCAUCAGAACGAGUGCAUUACCAAGGGCUGCCAUGUCCUGAUCGCCACUCCGGGACGUCUGAUGGACUUUGUGGAGCGUACUUUCAUUACCUUCAACGACACUCGGUUUGUUGUGCUGGACGAGGCCGAUCGCAUGUUGGACAUGGGUUUCUCGGAAACCAUGCGCAAAUUCAUGAACCACCCGACAAUGCGGCCGGAGCACCAAACUCUGAUGUUCUCGGCCACUUUCCCAGAGGAAAUCCAGCGCCUGGCGGGAGAGUUUUUGAAGAACUAUAUCUUCGUUACUAUCGGCGUGGUUGGAGGAGCCUGUUCCGAUGUUUCGCAGACCAUUUACGAGGUUAACAAGUUCGCUAAGCGAAACAAGCUGAUGGAAAUCCUUCACGAGCAAGCAGAUGGUACUAUCGUCUUUGUGGAGACAAAGCGUGGGGCUGACUUCUUGGCUUCGUUCUUGUCGGAAACAGAAUUUCCCACCACUUCGAUCCAUGGCGAUCGUCUCCAGAGCCAACGCGAGCAGGCCUUGCGUGACUUCAAAAACGGUUCAAUGAAGGUUAUCAUUGCCACUUCGGUGGCUUCUCGUGGUCUUGAUAUCAAGAACAUCAAGCAUGUGAUCAACUUUGAUAUGCCCAACAAUAUCGAUGAUUAUGUGCAUCGCAUUGGACGCACUGGCCGUGUCGGCAAUAAUGGUCGUGCCACCUCGUUCUUUGAUCCUGACCAGGACCGCGCACUCGCUGGAGACUUGAUUAAGAUCCUUGAGGGAGCUAAUCAGACUGUUCCGGCCUUCCUGCGUGAUAUCGGCGGCGGCGGUGUUGGUUGUGGGGGCUACUCCAACAAGAAGUUUGGUGGCGUGGAUGUCCGUGGAGGCGGAAGUACUUUCUCCGACAUAACCAACGCCGAGGAUAACGAGGAUUGGGACUAAGACACUCAAACUUGAGUAGUAGAUGUUAAGAUGAUUUAACCUAACGAAUUAAGUUUGACCGAGUCCACCACGCGUUAACAUUCGAAUGGUAUAGGCGAUAUAUAAUAACUAUAUAGUAGCCUUAACGUUAUAAAAGUGCAUCUCAAGAGAAUUUGCGUACGAAUUAAUAUUUAAUUUUCCUAUGCGACGUAUUACCUAAAUAAGAAUACAUUUCAUUAAAAGAAAGUUCCAAAAAGUA